Morus notabilis is the source of this 1638-nucleotide messenger RNA. Its product is annotated as UDP-glycosyltransferase 86A2. The record is from RefSeq and is a predicted model, not a curated record. Gene Ontology annotation, molecular function: UDP-glycosyltransferase activity. NCBI's taxonomy places the organism in Eukaryota, Viridiplantae, Streptophyta, Magnoliopsida, Rosales, Moraceae.
AUGGCGGAAAUUAGCGCCAGCCAUGUUAAUAUUCAAAAGCCUCACGCCAUCUUCAUCCCCUACCCACUACAAGGCCACAUGAUCCCGUCCGUCCAUCUGGCAAUCAAGUGCGCCUCCCAAUGCUUCACCAUCACCUUCAUCAGCACCCACUCCAUCCACCACCACACCGCCAAGUCCCAACCCCACGCCGGCGACGAUUUCUUCGCCCACACCGGGCUUGACAUACGCUACCGCGCCAUCUCCGAUGGCCUCCCCGUCGAGUUCGACCGAUCGCUCAACCACGACCAGUUCAUGGCUGCUCUGCUGCAUGUGUUCUCCGCUCACGUGGAAGAGGCUGUCGAGAACAUCGUUAGGUCUUCGGAGCAGCCGCCAGUUAGUUGUCUGAUUGCGGAUACGUUUUUCGUUUGGCCUUCCAAGAUUGCUAAGAAGUUUGGUUUGCUUUAUGUUUCUUACUGGACUGAACCGGCUUUGGUUUUUACACUUUAUUAUCAUCUGGAUCUUCUUAGGAGGAACGGCCCUUUUGCUUGUCACAGUGUUCGUGAGGACGCAAUAGAUUACAUACCCGGUGUUAAGGCCAUGGAGCCCAAGGACAUGAUGUCGUAUCUUCAAGAAUGUGACACAACAUCAGUGUGCCACCAAAUAAUCUUCAACGCCUUCAAGGACGCUAGAGGUGCACAUUUUGUUCUAUGCAACACUGUUCAAGAGCUUGAACCCGAUACCGUACUAGCCCUACAGGCCAAGAUGCCAUUCUAUGCCAUUGGACCCAUUUUCCCCACUGGCUUCACCAAGAGCACCGUCGCCACGAGCCUGUGGUCCGAGUCCGACUGCACCGGAUGGCUCAAUGCUAAGCCACAUGGUUCGAUGUUAUACGUCUCAUUUGGUAGUUAUGCCCAUCUUACAAAAAAAGACCUUUCGGAGAUAGCAAAUGGCCUUUUGCUUAGCAAUGUGAAUUUUGUUUGGGUGCUUCGGCCAGACAUUGUCAGCUCGGACGAUGUUGAUCCACUGCCCGUUGGAUGAGAGGAGGUUCGUGACCGUUCGAUGAUCAUACCUUGGUGCUGCCAGAUCGCCGUGUUGACCCACCCGGCAAUAGGAGGUUUCUUGCCUCAUUGUGGAUGGAAUUCGAUAUUAGAAAGCAUUUGGUGCCAAGUCCCACUGUUAUGUUUCCCCUUACUCACCGAUCAGUUCACUAAUAGGAAAUUAGUUGUCAAUGAUUGAAUCAAUUUAAAGAACCAAGGGUUAGUCACUAGGAAUGAAGUUUCGGAAAAUAUUAACCGUUUGAUAUGUGGAAAAUCAGGACUUGAUUAUAGGAAAGCAAUACAGGAAGUGAAGUUAAUUUUGGAUAAUGCACUGGGGUCCAAUGGAUCAUCGGAGAAAAAUAUGGACCAGUUCAUCAAUGACCUGAAGACCAGGAUUCAAGUUCCUCUUCCUCUUGCAAUUGACCACAGGGCAUUACGUUCAAAAUUAUCCAAUUUUGACAGCAUAAAGGCACUCGGUAACAUGUGCUCUGCUGUUGGAGCCGUGCAUUUAUAUCGCAUUGCAAUGACAUUCAAGUAUGACGUAGAUGUGAAGCUUUCUCCCCAGCCGAUUUGUGACCAUUUUAGUCGGGAGGAGAACAGAAACGUUUCAUCGGAAUCCUAA